Sphenostylis stenocarpa is the source of this 456-nucleotide messenger RNA. The record is from the annotation of a GenBank genome assembly. NCBI's taxonomy places the organism in Eukaryota, Viridiplantae, Streptophyta, Magnoliopsida, Fabales, Fabaceae.
AUGAUGCUCAAGAUCACCAAGCGAUUUCGUUUCUCCGAUUUUGAUAAGUAUAGAAAGGGGAAUGGAAAGAAGUUCUCCAAGGCGUUCAAGGACAUGGUGGCUUCUUGUCUAGACCAAGAUCCUUCCAAAAGACCCACAGUGAUAAGUUCUUUGAAACACCCCUUCUUUAAAAGCGUAAGGAGCCGAUUUUCCGGUGAGGAACGUUCUCCAAGGGUUGCCCGAGUACCACUGCCAUGCUUGGUGAAGGAGAGAAGGAUCGGCGGGUGGAACUUCAACCAAGACGGGUUGGAGCUUGAUCCUGUGUUCCCAAACGAUGAUGCGGUGGCAAAAGAGGUUGCGUUUGGAAGGGAAGCGGGUACCCAACAAAUGGGGGAACAUGUUUAUGUUGGUGGUGGUGCGACGGCAGCAAGCAUAGCGGGUGGUGGUGGCGUGAAGAAGGAAAAGAUGUUGGCGUGA